Molecule: messenger RNA, 1648 nt
Organism: Rhodamnia argentea
Lineage: Eukaryota; Viridiplantae; Streptophyta; Magnoliopsida; Myrtales; Myrtaceae
Product: methyl-CpG-binding domain-containing protein 2
Exons: 5
Coding region: 229-1290 (353 amino acids)
Molecular function (GO): DNA binding; zinc ion binding
Source: RefSeq, a predicted model, not a curated record
CCCCUCAUUUGUUCUUCUCUCGGUUACCGAGGGGAACAAAGCAAAGAGAAGGAAUAGAGAGAGAGAGAGAGAGAGGUGUGUGAAGAAGCAAAGAGGAGAUUAGCUGGUCGGACUUUCAAUCUAGGAACCUCCGCAUGCUCUCCUUACGAUCCCUCCAGCAUUCCUUCAUGUGAUCAGCUCCCUCCGAUUCGUCUCCCUGUUUCCUGUAGGUAAUUGAGAUCUAUUCAGAUGCAGACCCAGCCUGGAAAACCCAACCUUAAGUUCAUUUUCAAAUUAAAAAAGAAAGAGGAAGAGCUAGGAUCUUCAGAUUCACCAGAUCAUGCGGAUUGCUCUGUUCCAGAAACUAUAGAUACUUCGCCUCGGAAGGAGGAUGUUGAAUCUCAGGAGAAAGAGGACGAGGCGGACCAAUCAAAUGACGACUCUACAAAACAGUUGGUCGUUUAUGACCCUGCUGCGAAUGGUCAAGGUGAAAUUGUACCUAUGCCCGAUCCCAUUCAGUCCCGUUGCCCUUCGUUUUUGAGAUCCCCUGGCCCAAAUCAACCUUCCAAAAUCUCACCAUCUGUGGGAGCAUUUACCGUCCAGUGUGCUAAGUGCUUUAAAUGGAGGCUUAUACCCACUAAAGAGAAGUAUGAAGAAAUUCGCGAGCAUAUCCUAGAAGAUCCUUUCUACUGUGAAACAGCCCGUGAGUGGCGCCCAGAUAUUUCAUGUGAUGAUCCUGAGGACAUAUCUCAAGAUGGUAGCCGACUUUGGGCAAUUGAUAAGCCUAACAUUGCCCAACCUCCUCCUGGGUGGCAGCGGUUGCUACAUAUCAGAGGCGAAGGAAGCACCAAGUUUGCAGAUGUGUAUUAUGUGGCACCAUCUGGGAAGAGGCUCCGUUCAAUGGUCGAGGUACAAAAGUACUUACUGGACCACCCAGAGUUUACAAGAGAUGGAGUGACUCUUUCCCAAUUUUCUUUUCAAAUUCCUAGGCCUUUGCAUGACAAUUAUGUCAGGAAGCGUCCUGCACGCACUCCUGCCCCUUGUGAUGGUGGUGGGCUUCUUGAACCUGGUGAAGCGAGACCACUGGCAUGGGCGGGGCCUGAUGACUUAACGGAGUUGCAUAUGAAAAUGCCGGGUUUCCCAUCUCCUCGUUCGGAGACAUCUGAUCUUGAUCUGGUUCCACCCUCGGCGAAGAAGCGCUCGAAGAAAGCACUGAACAAACAGAUGUACAGCAGUAAACCGGUGAACAAUCAGCACGAUUUUGGCGUGGAGGAUCCUAGUCAAUGCAGAAGUAGCAAUUAUGAGAUAUGAUGCCCUUUAGUCAUGUUUGUAUUUUGUCCAACUAUAGGAAGAAAAAGGUGGGUGUUUUCCAGGUAACUUUCUGAAAGAUGGGUGAUCUUGAUCGUUGGGUAGGGGGAUGUUGUAUCUUUUUGUCUGGGGUAAUUGACAUCUAUCUAUCUAUCCAUCUAUCCAUCUAUCUAUCUAUGGAUCGAGUUAAAUGUACCUAUGUAUUAGUUCAUAUCAGAAACAAAGAUUUCCUGGACAGUUGUAUUUUUCUGAGGCCAUCCCUAGACACUGCAUGAGCUUGGGCAGGCAUGUGCCUGAGACUGUACCGCAGGUGUAUCACGGAGAUCCUGCCUCAUAUACAUUUAUUUAUUUGUUUUUUUUU